CUUCGAUGGCCGACUCACAGUCCAAGGCGUCCAGCCAGGAGUCCGAGCGCAGCCAACUCCGUAUUCCUACCAUCAACACUCGAUCGCAAACCUGCUUAGAGGCAGUCUAUAUUCCAGACCAGCGUGACGAGGCAAACAUUUGAAGUGUGUUCCGGCCUAGACCACCUGACUACAUAUUCCGCCCGUCGAGAUGCUCGGCACUCGCUCACCAGCCUUCCAACACCAGCAACAUGAUUCCCAUCGAAACCGCCCAUUAUGACUGGAUCCUGGCCCUGGCAUCCAUUGCCUUUGUGUUCUGCGCCUUUGGCAACGGCGCCAACGAUGUAGCCAACUCUUAUGCUACAUCCGUUGCAGCUCGGACACUGAAGAUGUGGCACGUCGGGAUUCUAGCAGCCAUCACCGAGUUCAUAGGUGCCGUGGCCCUGGGUGCUCCUGUGACCGAAACCAUCAAAAAUAGCAUCCUGGAUGUGGACCGAUUUGCCGGCCAUCCAGGGGCAUACAUGUUGGCCAUGGGUUGCGCAGAGGUCGGCAGUGCAACCUGGCUGAUGUUUGCCACCAGUCGUGGCUGGCCGGUGUCGACUACCCAGACCAUGGUCGCAUCUCUGCUGGCUGUGGGAUUCGCAUCGCAGGCUCACAUUGACUGGUCCUGGAGCCAUGGCAGUGUUUACCAGAUUGUGGCCGCGUGGGGAAUCGCCCCGCUGGUUUCGUGUGUGGUAUCGGCUCUUGUCUUUGGUACCAUCAAGUGUACAGUUCUUGGGCGCGCGGAUCCUUUCAAGUGGGCGAUGCGUCUGAUUGCAGUGUAUCUUGCGUUCACGGGGGCUAUUCUUGCCUUGUUUAUUGUGAUUGCGGUGCCUACUGCUGCAUCGAUGGAAGAGUUUGGGGCGGGCAAAGCAGCUGGGAUUGUUCUGGGUGUGUUUGUUGGCUGUCUGAUCGUUGCGACCGUCUUCUUUCUUCCUUACUUCCGUCGGGUUCUGGUCCAGCGAGAUGCGCGUGUUCGAUUCUACCAUCUGCCAUUAGGGCCUUGGCUACUCAAGGAUGACUGCCCUCUGUACUGGCCGGCUGGGACGGGUUCUGCUGUCGAGAAAAGCGAUACCCCUCCCACUAAGCAAUCGCACCCGUCGGAUCUUGAAAGCUCCCAGAGCUGUGCAUUAACCCUCCAGACAGUGAAGCAGACACCAAGUCCAGUAGACCGCUUUCUGGCCCCAACCCAGCACCUCACCUGGUUGCAUCCACGGAAAUACUGGUCAUGGACGAAAUUCCUCGUCCUGCAAGGCGUCACCCGCGACGUUCUCACCCACGACUCCGACCACCUCCGUUCCAUCCACGCCAGAGCCCAUCGAUACGACGAGCGGGUCGAAUAUCUGUGGAAAUACUGCCUCGUUCUCUCGGCGAUACUCAUGUCUAUCGCGCACGGAUCCAACGACGUCGCGAAUGCUGUUGCCCCAUGGGCCGGGAUCUACGCCACCUAUCGUGCUGGAGCGGUGGAUACGCAGACUCAUACACCGGUGUGGUUUCUGGUGAUUGCAGGGGUGCUCAUCGGAGCUGGGUUCUGGGUGUAUGGAUACCAUGUGGUGCGGACGCUGGGGAGUGGAAUCACGGAGAUGACCCCGACACGAGGGUUCGCGGUGGAGCUCGGGGCGGGAGCGACGGUGCUGGUGGCUUCGAGAUUGGGAUUGCCGGUGUCGACGACGCAGUGUUUGACUGGGGCUACCACGGGGGUGGCAUUGAUGAACUAUGAUGUUGGGGCUGUCAAUUGGUGGCAGUUGGGGGGAUUGUGUUGGCGUGGGUGGUUACGGUGCCUUGUGCGGGGGUGAUUGCUGGGGGGCUGUGCUUGAUGGGAUUGAAUGCGCCGAAUUUAUAGCAGGUCAGCUGUGGGAGUUUGUCUCCUUAGGUGGUGG
Molecule: messenger RNA, 1898 nt
Organism: Aspergillus sclerotioniger CBS 115572
Lineage: Eukaryota; Fungi; Ascomycota; Eurotiomycetes; Eurotiales; Aspergillaceae
Product: inorganic phosphate transporter
Exons: 1
Coding region: 231-1814 (527 amino acids)
Biological process (GO): phosphate ion transmembrane transport
Cellular component (GO): membrane
Source: RefSeq, a predicted model, not a curated record